Messenger RNA from Dermacentor andersoni, 2065 nucleotides. RefSeq names its product insulin-like growth factor-binding protein-related protein 1. Gene Ontology annotation, biological process: regulation of cell growth; regulation of signal transduction. Gene Ontology annotation, cellular component: extracellular region. The record is from RefSeq and is a predicted model, not a curated record. NCBI's taxonomy places the organism in Eukaryota, Metazoa, Arthropoda, Arachnida, Ixodida, Ixodidae. Gene Ontology annotation, molecular function: insulin-like growth factor binding.
CAAGACAAAACGUCCCAAACGCGGAGAGUUUGGCGGAGGCCCACCACGACCAGUAGAGCACUCCACGUCAGCUCGUCUUGGGAGCUUCGCAGAGGCCCUCGGCGCAGACGACACGCUCGCGCACUUUUGCCAGUUCUAGUCCAGACAGACGGCGUGAGCGGUCACUGCGAGAGCGAACACCAACGAUGUCGAGGAUCGCGCAUCCCACCGUCCUGCUGCUGCUGCUGGUUGCGGCGGCCGCGCUGCAAACGUCGGCGGCGGCGCGCCGCGAGUGCGGGCCCUGCGACCAGGACCGGUGCGAGCCCCCGCGGGGUCAGUGCCUGUCCGGCAUCGUGCAGGACGCGUGCGGCUGCUGCAUGGUGUGCGGCCAGCGCGAGGGCCAGCGCUGCUACCACCGUUCGGUGAAAGGCAGCCUGGCCGACGGGCCCUGCGGCGAGGACCUCGACUGCCGGCUGCGGCGCGACCUGGCGCCGGGAGACCCCGCCGAGGCCCUGUGCGUCUGCUCGCGGCCGGAGCCCGUGUGCGGCUCGGACGGCGUCACCUACGACAACGUGUGCCAGCUGACCGAGCAGCGAUACAGGCAGAGGAACGGACUCGAGGCAGCCUCGCGGGGACCCUGCUACACCGCGCCCCGCGUGGUGACCGCUCCCGAGAACACCCGCAACCGGACGGGAGGCCGGGCCGCCAUGACGUGUGAGGUGACUGGCUUCCCGGUGCCCACCAUCGAGUGGCGCGUGGACCACGGUGACGGACCACUCAAGGCACUGCCCACGGACAGCUCUCGCAUCAGCGUGCAGAGCCGCGGCGGACCGGACAGCUUUGAGGUGACCAGCUGGCUGCAGCUGCUCGAUCUGCGUCCCGAGGACACAGCCACCUACUGGUGCGUGGGGGCCAACGAGAACGGAGAGGCGUCGGCCGCCGCCAAGCUCAACGUGCUGCCGUAGAGAGGCUCUUUAUUAUUUUUUUUUUUUUGUUGACUCAGCUUUUUUGUUACGUAUACACGAUAUUGCACAGUCGCGCCUCGUUCACUUCGUUCGUGUGUUUUCUUAAAUUUGUUUUCGUUUCGUCUACGUAAAAGUGCCGCGUGUCUCGUUUCUCGAGGAUAUACUGUUCUGACACGGUUCACUGUCACAAAUGCUUUCGGUGUCGUAAUGUGACUGUAUAGACUAUACUUGAGAGACCAAAGCCGCUCAUUCUUAAUCUUCUUCACGCGUUGUAGCAUGACAUCGCGUGUCACCAUCCAUCCAAACAAACACACACACAGACACACAAAAAGGAAGAAGAAAAAAAAAGAUACACAUUGCCGCGGAUCGCAGACAGGAGACACGAUGAUGCACUGCGAGAUUGUUGCAGUGGUCACGUGAGACCGUUAUAAGCAGACUACAUUUGAGAAAUUAUGUACAAUUUGCGAAAGGCCGACACUCACGCAAAAAAAAGAAAAAAAAAAUAGAACUAUUGCUGAAGUAGAGGGUGUACCAAGAGAUAAAACUUGCCGCGCUAACGCGCUCGUGUAGUAAGCUGUGCAGCUUUCAACUUACGGCCGGUAUCAAUAGGGACCUUCUGGCGGAAACCGUCAAAGAUGGAGAUCGAAGAGAAACAGAGCUGACCACAUUUCCCCACGACCUCUUACAACAGGCUCCUGCCAUUUCAACGACCGAUCCAUUCUCUACUGCAUUUGUACUAUGCCAGCGCCAGUGACGACACGUAUGGGCGCGCCAGCCGAGAUUCUAGUCGCGUGUCAGUUCAUUACUCACUGCCACCGUGCUUCGCCGUAUGCUUGUAGGAUGUAGAGGGCGACACGUACUUUUUUGCGCGCACAGACUCCUAUAGAUCCUGGCAGAGCCGCGCAUUUAUGCGAGCAACAAGCACUUUCUUUUUUAUGGUGCUGCAAGUCCUGCCAGUCUGUUAUUUUCGUUUUCAACCGUUGGCACUUAAUCGUGUUCUGACAUAUACGACGUAAUGCCUUUUUCUCCCCCUUGUUGUGGAAAUCGGCAUUCGCUUGCGCGGUCUACUUUCGCUUUUUUUAGAGAAAGGUAUAUUGCAAUAAAGAACUUUACAAAAGUUG